Messenger RNA from Penicillium pulvis, 759 nucleotides. Its product is annotated as S1 family serine peptidase. Gene Ontology annotation, biological process: proteolysis. Bases 1 to 759 code for a protein of 252 amino acids. The record is from RefSeq and is a predicted model, not a curated record. NCBI's taxonomy places the organism in Eukaryota, Fungi, Ascomycota, Eurotiomycetes, Eurotiales, Aspergillaceae. The transcript has a single exon. Gene Ontology annotation, molecular function: serine-type endopeptidase activity.
AUGAAGGCCACACAAGCGCCCGAAAAAUUCCUGUCCCUCAUUCUUCUUUUUUCCCAGUCUGCUUAUGGACUAGUGGGAGGGAGUGAUGCAUCUGCGGAUAAUGCUCCAUUCACAGCCGCAGUCAUCUCGAGUGGAAUUUUUGGUGACUCCUAUAUCUGUGCUGGCUCGUUGAUUGGCCCCAAAACCGUUCUUACUACUGCUGGAUGUGCCGAUGGGUCCUCAGUGUCCUCAUUAAAGGUACGAUUGGGCAGCCUUGAACAUGCUACUGGCGGCAAAUUGCAACAGGUCACGAAGAUUAUCAAACAUCCGAACUACAACACCAACACCCGAGAUUCUGACUUUGCUCUUCUUCAUCUGACGGACUCAGUCACGGAUAUCAAACCCGUGACAAUUGCUGAACAAGCUACGCUGACAGGGGCGCCUGUCAGCCUCUAUGGUUGGGGAUCGACUGGCAAGCUGUCCAAUGAAAACCCCCAAGCAUUGCAACAGCUCGAUACCACAUUCAUCUCAUCCGAGGAUUGCAACCCGCUGUGGGCUGAUGUCAAUCCGGUGACCAGCAACAUGAACUGUGAUGCUGCACCGGAGAAGCAGCAAGGGUCCUGUGACCAUGACCAGGGAGGUCCGGUGGUUAACGAAUCCGGUGAGCUAGUUGGCCUCAUGGGUUACUACGACUAUUGUCAGCCUGAGUCGGAUGGUCGUCCUGAUGUCAAUAACGACCCGUUGAGCGUGGCCGACUGGAUCGCUCUUAAUACCAUCUGA